This is a messenger RNA of Telopea speciosissima, 462 nucleotides long. RefSeq lists its product as uncharacterized. Bases 1 to 462 code for a protein of 153 amino acids. The transcript has a single exon. NCBI's taxonomy places the organism in Eukaryota, Viridiplantae, Streptophyta, Magnoliopsida, Proteales, Proteaceae. The record is from RefSeq and is a predicted model, not a curated record.
AUGCCGAACAAGAGGCCAAAGUCUGAGGCAACAAUCUCUUUCACCGAGGCCGACCUUGAAGGUAUAAGUUUACCUCAUGAUGACGCUUUGGUGGUGCAAGUGGAAAUCGCGAAGAGACCCGUCCAUCGGGUAUUGGUCGACACAGGAGCGUCGAUGGAUCUUAUGUCACACGACGCCAAUCGACAGUUUGGCUUUGGAGAUGACACGCUGAAGCCAGAAGGAACCUUGCUCCAUGGAUUCUUGGGGGCCGCCGCCACGAUCAAAGGGUCGACCGACCUACUGGUUACGUUCGGACAAGCCCUAUGUCAAGCGACGAUCCAAGUCAAGUUCAUGGAGGUACGGUCAGUGGUGGCUUUUAAUGCGAUCCUCGGUUGCCCGUCACUCACCGCCCUCCAAGCUAUCAUCUCGCCGGUGCAUUUAAAGAUGAAGUUCCCCACGGAGAACGGGAUCGGAGAAAUCUGA